CGCCCUGUCAUCCGGAAACAAACAGCUCCGUCCACCCCGACUACACCUCUACGUUCACUAGGCACGCCGGAGGAAACGUGCACAUUACAUUGUCGAUCUCUGCCUCCCGCUUGCAGGACCAUGGUUUGACCCCAGGGCUAGCACAUCAUGACGGCCCUUUCUUUGGACGUGCCGCAGCCUGCCCAACUCGCGCGAGGGCAAGGCUCAGCCCAAUUCUCCAGGGUCCCUGCCCGUGACAUGUCGGCUGCUUCGUCGCCCGCCCGUCACCCCGGCUCUUUCUCGCGCCAAACCACUCACGCUGUGUCGCUAAUCCAAGCCCAGUACGCCGAGGUGUCGGCAUCAGCAUCGGGGCAGAACGGCAACAUGCGCGCUAUGUCUCCCAGCCGCGCUCACUCACGACCCGGACCGCAGAUUGCCGAUGGGAGAAGGAGGUCGGCGUCGCCUGGUCCGUCGUCUCGACGGCCGUCGAGUGCGCCCGGAGACAAGCAGGGUAUUCCGUCAAUCAAUCGAGCUGAAGACGGACAUGGCGACGAUGACCAACGCGCUGCUGCUGCAAGACCAGCGAAGCCGCCACUGCUUCGCUCCAAAAGCGAAUAUGGCCUGCGGCACGAGGGGAUUGAUGACGAUGUCGAUGAGGAAUACUACGACCUGGGCGCCAGACAUGGCUUUGAGGAUCAUUACUUGUCCGAGGACAUCAUCGCUCAGCUUGCUAAUAACUGGUACAUGUACUUCACCGAAAAACGGCAUGAAACGACAGGCAAGCCAAAGACCCCAGCCUUCGAGCUGCAGGACUGGCGAAUGCGUGACCGGCUCAAAACCGUGUCCGCCGCCAUCGCCAUAUGCCUGAACAUUGGUGUCGAGCCGCCUGACCAACUGCGGACCACACCGGGCGCUAAGCUCGAGGCCUGGCAGGAUCCCACCGUCCCGCCCGUAGGAAAGGCACUGGAGAACAUUGGCAAGGCGCUGCAGACCCAGUACGAGACGCUCGCCCUCCGCACCCGGUACAAGCAGUAUCUCGACCCGUCGAUAGAAGAGACGAAGAAAUUCUGCAUAUCCCUUCGCCGGAAUGCCAAGGACGAGCGAGUCCUCUUCCAUUACAACGGCCAUGGAGUCCCGAAGCCGACCGCGUCUGGCGAGAUCUGGGUUUUUAAUAAGAACUAUACUCAGUACAUUCCCGUGUCGCUGUAUGAUCUCCAGCAGUGGCUGCAGGCUCCCACGAUCUUCGUGUGGGAUUGCUCCGAGGCAGGCAACAUCAUCAAGAACUACCACAAGUUCGUUGAGAAGCACGAGCAAGAGGAGGAUGAACAGGCCUCGAAGGAUGCCAACUACGAGAAGAUGGUCUACCGCCCUUACAUCCAUCUAGCCGCCUGCGACUCCAAGGAGAACCUCCCUACGAACCAUCGUAUCCCGGCAGAUAUCUUCACUUGCUGCUUGACCACGCCAAUUGAGAUGGCACUCUGGUUCUUCGUUCUGCAAAACCCGCUCAAGACUAAGAAGAUCGAUCCCGAGAGAGCGAGGAAGCUUCCGGGGAGACUUCAGGAACGGCGGACGCCUCUGGGAGAACUGAACUGGAUAUUUACGGCUAUUACGGAUACCAUUGCCUGGACAACUCUCCCGCGACCCUUGUUCCGCAAGUUCUUCCGGCAAGACUUGAUGGUGGCGGCCCUGUUCCGCAACUUCCUCCUGGCUCAGCGCAUCAUGCCUGUCUACGGAUGCCACCCCCAGUCCUACCCUGAGUUGCCUGACACCCGCCGGCAUCCACUGUGGGAGAGCUGGGACCUCGCUGUAGACAUGGCGCUCGCGCAGUUGCCCAUGCUGGAGAGAAAGGAGACGGAGGGCCUCCAGUACGAGUAUGUCAACUCGACAUUCUUCACCGAGCAGCUCACGGCUUUCGAGAUCUACUUGACUAGAGGUGACGCAGUCUCGCAAAAGCCCCCUGACCAGCUUCCUGUGGUGCUUCAGGUCCUCCUCAGUCAACAGCAUCGGCUCCGAGCCUUGAUCCUGCUGAGUAGAUUCCUUGACCUCGGCCCGUGGGCGGUACAGCUGGCCUUGAGCAUUGGCAUCUUCCCUUACGUGUUGAAGUUGUUGCAAUCGGCUGCGCAGGAGCUCAAGCCAGUCAUGGUCUUCAUCUGGACACGUAUUCUCGCCGUCGACAUCUCUUGCCAGCAGGACCUGAUCAAAGACAACGGCUACACGUAUUUCGCCGUCAUCAUGAAGCCGCAAGAGAGCUUCCCGCUCGUUGGCGGGCCCGUCCUCGACGAGCACAAGGCCAUGUGCGCCUUCAUUUUGGCCAUGCUGUGCAAGGGAUUCAAGCCCGGGCAGAUCGUUUGCAACUCGACCGACAUCAUGACCUACUGCCUUCACCAUAUCGCGCACCCGGAGAACCCACUGCUCCGGCAAUGGUCGUGCCUGUGUAUCAGUCAGUUGUGGAGAGAUCUCCCGGAUGCAAAGUGGAGGGGUAUCCGGGAGAAUGCUCAUCAUAAGCUCUCUUUCUUGAUCAAGGAUCCCCAGCCCGAAGUCCGCGCCGCUAUGGCGCACGCCAUGACCACGUUCCUCGGCAUUCCCGAUCUAACCGAUGAGGUGGCGAGGAUGGAGGAAGGCAUUGCCUGGGCCAUGCUGGAGAUGGCUACCGACGGCAGCCCGAUCGUCAGGAAGGAACUCCUCGUUUUCUUCUCGCAUUUCGUGCUUCGCUACGAACCCAAGUUUAUUGUUGCGGCCUACGAGCAGCUCUUGGAGGAGAAGGAGUACCAGCUGUUCCCGCCGCCAGAGGACGGCCUGGAACACAAGAUGGGGUUGCAUUAUGCGAGACGCGAGCACCGUGAGAAAGACGGCACCAUCAAGCCCACCGCGUUUGGCGUGGCACACGACUCCGUGUAUGCAGCAUGUUGGAAGCACAUCAACAUUCUGAGCGUCGAUCCGCACCCCGAGGUACAGAGGGACGCCACCACCAUUCUCGACUAUGUCCACCACGCCCUGCUGCAAUCGCCGAUCGGCGCAACCGCACACAAUCUCAUGGACGAGAUCCUCCGGCGUGCUAGGAAAGUGUCGAGAGGAGACAUGAGCCAGAGGACAAGCGUAGCGGGCACCCGUACUGCAGCGGCUCAGCCGUUGCCAUCUCCGGGUCUCCUCAAACGGACCGCAAGCUAUCUGUUUGGGCCGCUUAUGGGAGCGGCGGAUGGUUCCUCCAAGACUUCUUCAACCCCGCCCGCAACACCCGGCUUGCAGAGGUCAUUCUCGCAACGGAGCCGCAAGGGUCCGAGUCUGGAAAAUGCUCCCCCGGAACAGCAUGACCAAGGUGCGCCUCCAUCGAACUAUCAUGUUGCCCCUGAACCACUGUGCGCUGGUUACCAGGAGCGCAAGCUCAAAGAAAUGCCCGCCCUGCCCUUGGCCAGUACGUUUUUGGACUGGUCAACGGAGUACUUCCGGGAGCCUCAGAUGAAGGCACCCGAGGGCGAAGAGCCCGGCAGCAGGGAGUACAACGAGCGGCUAUGGCGGCGCUCUCGUAACGAGGCUGUCCUUAGAGAGACACAGCCGCAGAAGACGCACGCCAGAACACACAAGUGGAACAGUCAAGCCGGUGUGAUUCUUACUGGCUCUCAGCCAUCCAAGAUGACGUUCCACCAAUUCGAAAACCACCUUGCGGUUGCCGAUGACGGCAACACCGUGACGAUUUGGGACUGGAAGACCAAUACCCGGCAGAGUCGCUUCUCCAACGGCAACCCAGAAGGCUCCAAGAUCUCAGACAUGAAGUUCAUCAACGAGGAUGACCAAGCCCUGUUGAUGACGGGCUCCUCGGACGGUGUCAUCCGCAUUUACAACCACUACGACAGUGACGCAAGCGUAGAACUUGCAUCCUCGUGGCGUGCACUGACCCACAUGGUUCCCUCCAACGUCAACUCCGGGAUGGUCUUCGAAUGGCAGCAGGUCAACGGCCACGUGCUGGUUGCAGGCGACGAGCGAGUCAUACGGAUCUGGAAUGCGGGCCACGAAAUGUGCACUCACGAGAUACCGGCGCGGUCCGGCUCCUGUGUCACAUCGCUAACCUCGGACCAGAUGACCGGCAACAUCUUCGUUGCCGGCUUCGGUGACGGCGCCAUCCGUGUUUUCGACACGCGCAUGAGACCACAGGAGGCCAUGGUCCGCAAAUGGAAGGACGAGAGCAGGCAGUGGGUGCGCUCGGUGCACAUGCAGCGCGGGGGCCAGCGCGAGCUCUUGUCUGCUAGUCGCAACGGCAAGGUUCUUCUCUGGGACAUCCGCAUGGAGCAGCCCCUGAAGACGUUCCAGACGACCAAUGAUGUCCUGCGGACGGCGAGCACGCAUGAGCAUUUGCCCGUCUUUGCUGUGGGCACAUCUACCCAUCUAGUCAAGAUUUUCGACCUUGACGGGCACGAGAUCACCCGCGUUGAGCCGUACUCAAGCUUCUUGCAAGGCCACAAGGCAGGCCCCCUCACUGCCACCGCAUUCCACCCGCAUAGGAUGCUCCUGGGCUGUGCCGCACGUGGAGGCCACCAUGUCAGCCUCUUUGCUUGUGGCACCGAGCGGGUCGGACAGUUUUAGGAAAUCGUUUAUUCCUCGGCCCGCCGUUCACGCGAUAUUUUGGCAUUUUAAUCUUCGAUCUCGGCAGUCAGAUCCAAGAAAGGGGGCUUUUCUGGCGUCUCGGUAGACUGUUCGAGGGUGUAGGGGUACAGGUCGGCGUUGAGGUUAUCUACUUUUCCCCCAAUUCGAGUA
Chaetomium strumarium is the source of this 4728-nucleotide messenger RNA. Its product is annotated as raptor N-terminal caspase like domain-containing protein. The record is from RefSeq and is a predicted model, not a curated record. NCBI's taxonomy places the organism in Eukaryota, Fungi, Ascomycota, Sordariomycetes, Sordariales, Chaetomiaceae. The transcript has 4 exons. Gene Ontology annotation, cellular component: TORC1 complex; cytoplasm. Bases 148 to 4557 code for a protein of 1469 amino acids. Gene Ontology annotation, molecular function: protein-macromolecule adaptor activity; protein binding. Gene Ontology annotation, biological process: regulation of autophagy; positive regulation of protein serine/threonine kinase activity; positive regulation of cell growth.